This is a messenger RNA of Paramuricea clavata, 1512 nucleotides long. Lineage: Eukaryota; Metazoa; Cnidaria; Anthozoa; Malacalcyonacea; Plexauridae. The record is from the annotation of a GenBank genome assembly.
AUGACUAAAAUUACAAGUAAAAAAGCAACGAAACAUCAAUGUGAUAAAAUUUUCUGUACACAUUGUUGUAAAAUAAAAACAAAAGAGCAUGAAUGUUUUAUGAAAAUAUGUAAAAUACCAAAAAAUCCAAAAUUACCCACAUUAUAUUUUUUUGAUUUUGAAACCCGUGUGGAUGAAAAUGGUUAUAUGGUUCCUUUUUAUUGUGUUAUUCAGAAAGUUUGUUCAAAAUGUGAUGAGAUUGGGUUUAUAAAAAAUAAGGAAGGGUUUACCCCACAUACAGAUAAUAUUCAUUGUGAUACGUCUGUGAAAUGUGUACCUUGUUGUGGUUAUAGACAGUAUGUGUUUGAAAAAAACAACGGAGAUAUAGUUCAGGAUUUAGUAGAUUUUAUGUUUGAACAAUCUGAAGAUAGCACGUGGAUAGCACAUAAUGGGGGUCGUUUUGAUACUGUUUUUUUGUUGAGAGAGUUGUUGGUAAAGCGUAAAAUUAUACCCAAAGUGAUUAUGAAUGGUAAUAAGAUUAUGUGUUUGGAAAUCGAAACACAUAAGUUGAGAAUAAUUGAUAGCUUUUUAUUUUUAAGUAUGCGUUUGAGUAAAUUUCCCGAGGCUUUGGGUAUACAAGAUUUAACAAAGGGGUACCACCCUUAUCAUUUUACAAAUUUGGACUAUGUAGGACCCAUGGUGGGUUUAGAAUAUUUUGACCCACCACCUGAGGGUACUAAGGAGCGAGAUAAAUUUGAUUCUUGGUAUAAUGUACAGAAAACUAAGACUUAUGUAUUUCGAGAAGCAAUUUAUUAUUAUUGUCGAUUAGACGUUGACAUAUUACGCCAAGGGUGUAUUAUAUUUGCAAGACUUAUAAAAGAGAUUACGGGUAUUUUUCCAUUUUACGAUCAUACAUGUCAUACGGUGGCGGGUUUAGCUUUAAAAAUAUAUCGUAGUAAUUUUUUAAAAGCGGAUGUAAUUGGGCAAAUACCACCUACGGGUUAUGGGGCCGAUGUGAAUCAAAGUGCAAUUGCAUUAUGUUGGUUAAGGGAUAUUGAAUUGCAAUUAGAGAGUGAGGAUAAACAUUUGUCAAGUAAAUUAAGUGGUGAGGGUGAACAAAGUAUUUUAGGGCGAUAUGGGUUUUGUACUGAAAAUGCAACCAUUUACCAGUUUCACGGUUGUUUUUAUCAUGGUUGUGAAAAAUGUUAUGAAAGUGAUAGUUACAAUAAGGUGAAUAAGGAAAAAUUUUAUACGUUGCGUGAAAAAACCCGUCGUACUACAUUACUUUUUAGGAGCAAUGGAUUUAAGGUUAUUGAAAAAUGGGAAUGUGAUUAUGUACAAGAAAAGAGAUAUACGUAUAAUAUGUUAAACCAAUUACGUCAUAGUGAUUUUUUUACGCAUCUAACACUGAACCCGCGUGAUGCUUUAUUUGGGGGGCGAACAUCACCUGCCAAAUUAUAUCAUGAAUCCUUGAUUGAAAAAACUCGUUACUAUGACUACACUUCCCUUUAUCCUUAUGUUCAGAAAAAAUAG